Molecule: messenger RNA, 1017 nt
Organism: Dissoconium aciculare CBS 342.82
Lineage: Eukaryota; Fungi; Ascomycota; Dothideomycetes; Mycosphaerellales; Dissoconiaceae
Product: triacylglycerol lipase
Exons: 6
Coding region: 1-1017 (338 amino acids)
Molecular function (GO): triacylglycerol lipase activity
Source: RefSeq, a predicted model, not a curated record
AUGCGCGCGCUGUUUCGAACAGCGUACGUCCGACCACUCACGUUCAAGGCUAAUCCCGCACACGUGUUUGCAAAAAAUGUCGGGUUUCACAUCGCCUGUGCGGCAAGAGAGAAGCUGCAAGAUCCACGGUUGGAUGAGAUCGAACAUCUGAUCGAAGAUGAUUUCGCUGCUUUGCGGCCGAAGUAUGAUGUACCCAAGAAUCCCAUAAUUCUGGCCCAUGGCUUACUCGGAUUCGAUGAGCUCCGCCUGGCUGGCAAGAUCCUUCCCGGAAUCGAGUACUGGUAUGGCAUAACCCAAGCCUUAACGGCAAAGGGUGUAGAAGUCAUCACUGCAUCGGUUCCGCCAUCCGGGAGUAUUGAACAAAGAGCAGCUAGACUCGCCGAGGUCAUUGAGACCAAAGCGAAUGGCAAAGCUGUCAAUGUGAUAGCGCAUAGCAUGGGCGGGCUUGACUCUCGGUACAUGAUCUCACGUCUCAAGCCCCCAAACGUCCGGGUGCUGUCGUUGACCACGGUUGCGACACCUCAUCGCGGCUCGUCCUACGCAGACCACAUUUUCAACCGCAUCGGGCCCCUUAAUGUUCCCAAACUUUACAAAGCGCUCGAGUACUUUGGGUUCGAGACGGGAGCUUUCCAGCAAUUGACACAAGAAUAUAUGGCGAAGUCGUUCAAUCCGCGCACACCCGAUUUAGAAAGCGUCAAGUAUUACAGUUACGGUGCAAGCGUGCGACCUCGAAUCACCUCGAUAUUCCGGAACUCGCACGGCAUCAUACAGAGGUUCGAAGGUCCCAACGAUGGUCUAGUGAGUGUGGACAGCAGCCGCUGGGGGACGUACAAGGGAACCUUGAACCACGUCAGCCAUCUAGAUUUGAUCAACUGGACAAAUCGACUGCGGUGGUUUAUCUGGAGAAUUACUGGCCGCAAGCGAAAUUUCAACGCAAUCGCAUUUUAUCUUAGCAUCGCAGUUCUCUCCUUUCCUAACGAAAACUUCGAAGACAUGCUAGCUAAAGAAGGUCUUUGA